UAAAACGUCAGUUUAGUACUGCAGCUUGCGCUGGGUGACCGACGAGUGCGUUUCCGUUAUCAUUUAUAAUUCCGCACUUUCACCGUAUUUCCAUUAUUUAUUAAUUUUAUAAAUAUUCGGGUCGUAUUUAGUUCAGUGUAAAUUAAAAUAAUUAAUACUCAAAACUGUGUGUUUACGAAGUGGGCAUAACAUAAUUUUUUUUGCUGAACUGUCUGGUUUUUAGUGCAUAUUUUCACCCUUUUUUGGCACAAGAUAUUUGAAAGCCAAUAUCGAAGAAUUAUAAAGAUGACCUCCGCUCAGAUGAACAAGCAACUUGCACACUCGUAAGGAAAAUGGGCCACUUCCAUCGAGCACCGUCCUUAUAUUACAUACACCAGGCCUCAGUAACGAGUUGGGUGCCUAUGCGUUGAUGGGAGGCACGGGUGGCGGAGGCCGGGCGGCGCGCGCGCUGCGCCUGCUACUCCUUCUGGUGCUGGCCCUCGCCGCCGUCGAGUAUCUCUUUGGCUCCAUACUUGACGCCUCGCCGCUUAGGACCUAUCUCUACACACCCGUGUACAACGCUACACAGUCUACGAUCAAAGCCAGCGAAAAACAGCCUUGGCCCAAACUACCUCUACAAAACUCAACUCACAAUACUCCUAUAAAUAAUACUUUAAGCCAGAACAAUACCCUGAAUAUGACUCGACGAAAUGAGACUGAGCUGAGCACACCAAUUUUACUCACUAAAAUAAUGGAGGGAAUAAAAAAUUUUGUGACUACCGAAGAUGGGGUAAAGUUCAGUGAACCUGCGAUGCCUCUCUGUGAUGGAAUGCCGCCGGACUUAGGACCUGUUUCCGUGAACAAAACGGAGAUUGAGCUGGAUUGGGUGGAGAAGAAAUAUCCUCAAGUACAUAGAGGGGGACGCUACUCCCCACCCAAUUGCACGGCCAGACAUAAGGUGGCCAUCAUUGUGCCAUACAGGGAUCGCCAACAACAUUUGGCGAUUUUUCUGAACCACAUGCAUCCUUUUUUAAUGAAACAACAAAUUGAGUAUGGAAUUUUCAUCGUCGAACAAGAAGGUUCAAGUGACUUCAACCGUGCAAAACUGAUGAAUGUUGGCUUCGUCGAGAGUCAAAAGCAGAAAGCUGGAGGCUGGCAAUGUUUCAUCUUUCACGAUAUCGAUUUGUUGCCUCUAGACUCAAGAAAUCUUUACUCUUGUCCAAAACAGCCGAGACACAUGUCCGCCUCUAUAGAUAAACUACACUUUAAGUUGCCAUAUGAAGAUAUCUUCGGCGGUGUGUCAGCAAUGACCUUGGAACAGUUUACCAAGGUUAACGGCUUCUCAAAUAAAUACUGGGGGUGGGGUGGCGAAGAUGACGACAUGUUCUACAGAAUUAAGAAGAUGAACUACCACAUAGCGAGGUACAAGAUGUCAAUAGCUCGUUAUGCGAUGCUGGAUCAUAAGAAAUCUGCACCGAAUCCUAAGAGGUACCAACUGUUAUCGCAGACAAGCAAAACAUUCCAAAAAGAUGGCUUAUCGACUUUAGAAUAUGAUGUAGUGCAGGUAGUACAACAUCAUCUAUAUACACACGUUUUAGCCAAUGUAGACGAACGUAGCUGACGAACAUACUUCGCCAAACUACUGUUUGGCGAUUCACGGUAACGCCUGUCAAUGAUAUUUCCUAAACACGCGGGAACACAUACGAAAGUCUAUACAGCAAGUGAAACCUAACAUUUUUAGUUCACGCAACAAUUUGCCUCAGUUGUUGAAUGUUUUGUCUCGCUUUUUUACAUGUCAAUGAUAAAGAUGUACAUAGUCGAUUAAAUGUGUUUACGUGAUACUUCAGCAAGAAUUCUAUUAGAAAGGAAUACAAAUAUCGUAGCGAUUUACUUAUUGCUAAAGGCACUGUUUAAAGACAAAUUGAUAUUGUUAAUAUGUUAUUUAGAAGUUCAUGUUCAUUGUGUAAACACAUUUAUUCAACGAACUGUUCAUAGUAUUGGUAACAGUAGUUGACACGUAAAUUGGCACAUCCAACGUUGCAAACAGUGUUUAGGACCCUAAUUGGGGUGGAUUUGCGUGGCCUAGCAUUUAUGAAAGCUCGAUCUGUCUCAAACUGCGCAUGAGCUCGCCAAUUUAAGUGUCAGGUACUAUUUAUGUAAUGUAAAAAUGUAGUCCAGACAGCUACUAUUUAAUGAAAUUAUUUGUGAUUCUCAUUUGUUUUUAAAAAACGUCCAAAUUGUUUUUGCAUUAUAAAUGCUUAGAUAGAAUUAUUCACUACAUAUUGCUGGAAAAGACGAAUUGUAUCCGACGUAUAUUCGAAUGAAAUGUGAAAACGAUGGACUUCUCAUUAUCAAUAGAAUAGAAAUCAUAACGCCCAUUUUAUACUUAAAUGUUUUAAAAGGCCUACACUGUGUAUCUUCGAUAUUUUUGGUUUAAGUUGGGUUCAAGAUACAGGAGUUUUUAUCUGGAAGUACUCUUAAUACUGGUGAUGGUAAUAUUACUAAAUCUACCACCCCUGGUAGUCUCGGACCCCUGAGGUAGGCACGGUGAUGGAAAGUAUGAGGAAAUCGGCAUGCUUUAAAUACAAAAAUUCGAUGGCGUGUGUCAAGCACGGAAGGUUAAUCUACUUGCAUAUUAGAAAUACAAAUCACGAAACCGAUACAGAAAUCUGAAGCUCAGACCUAUAAAGUUUUAGCCCCACUGGUUUUUUUAAGACACUAAAUUGCAAAUUUAUGAUUUUAAAUUGACGUUAGACAACUAAUUACUUCCUUUAAUAUGAGCUUUUCUAAUUUACUAUGUCUGUUAUAAAGAUUGAAGCCAUCCGUAUAUUUUUAGAACUUGACUUGAAAAAUAAGAAAGAAAAAUAACUUUAUUACACAUUAUAAGGAAAAGAAAGUAUACUAGCGCCCACGCUGAUUCCCUGACGUGGGUAGCUUGUCUCUUCCAUUGAACAAAUGAUUUUAGGUACAUCAAUAAAUUCUUCGUAACACUUAUAAUUUUUUUAAUUAAACUACUGUUGCACAAGAAUAUUUUCCGUUUCAGCAUAGUACUGGUUGAGAAGUUGCAUAAGAUUGUUAGAAUUCAGAGAUGAUUAGAUUGUUAAAAGUUUUUUUUUUAAGACAAUUCACACCAAUUGACCUAGUCCCAUGCUAAGCUGGUGAAGCUUGUGUUAUGGGUACUAGGCAACGGAUAUACAUACAUAUUAUAGAUAGAUAGACAUAUAAAUACAUAUUUAAACACCCAAGACCUAAGCACAACACCACAUGAAAGUUUGGUUGGUAAGUUUGUAAUGAAAGUUAAAGUUAAAGAAAAAACGUUGGGCUAAACAUUUUUUGGGUAUAUUUGCGUUGUGUUGUGGUCGGUGUUUGUUAAAUUACCAUCUCCAGUAUAUAAGCUACUCUUCAGGUCUUAAAAGUCUUGUUUAUUAGUGAGAAAAUCAUAGUUACCAUUGAUAUAAGGAAUCUCAAUAUUUAAAUUAGUGGACAAACAAAAUGGUAGAUCAGUCUACGUAAGUAUUAUUCGAAUCUCGCGUUUCGUUUAAAAUCAAUUUGACGUUUUCGCCGUCCUUAAACAUAAAUGUACUUACUUCAAAUCGAUGAAAUAAAUAUCGAAGAUUACACUUAGAUAUAGUUGUUGUAACUUAGGUGUUUUAGGGUAAGAGGGUCGACGCUUAAUUGGGACUCUCGUAAUCCAAUGCGUCGAUAAACGGGAGUCCCUAUUAGCUGGUAUAGAAUCUUUAUGUAAGGAAAUAUAAUCUAUAUAAUUUUUA
Pieris napi is the source of this 3749-nucleotide messenger RNA. Its product is annotated as beta-1,4-N-acetylgalactosaminyltransferase bre-4. The transcript is spliced from 10 exons. NCBI's taxonomy places the organism in Eukaryota, Metazoa, Arthropoda, Insecta, Lepidoptera, Pieridae. Bases 410 to 1600 code for a protein of 396 amino acids. Gene Ontology annotation, molecular function: N-acetyl-beta-glucosaminyl-derivative 4-beta-N-acetylgalactosaminyltransferase activity. The record is from RefSeq and is a predicted model, not a curated record. Gene Ontology annotation, biological process: carbohydrate metabolic process; glycosphingolipid biosynthetic process.